This is a messenger RNA of Columba livia (rock pigeon), 4369 nucleotides long. It is a transcript of the gene FAM174B, whose product is annotated as family with sequence similarity 174 member B. Bases 97 to 525 code for a protein of 142 amino acids. NCBI's taxonomy places the organism in Eukaryota, Metazoa, Chordata, Aves, Columbiformes, Columbidae. The record is from RefSeq and is a predicted model, not a curated record. The transcript has 3 exons.
CAGCGGGGCCGCGGGAGGCGGUGCCUCUCGGGGAGGCGGGCCGGGCCGGCCGGCGCUGCCUUCCGGGGCUCGGCACGGCGGCCGGAGCCGGGCAGGAUGCGCUCCGCCGCCCCGCUGCUGCUGCUCGGGGCCUGCCUGCUGCUGCCGGCGCUGCUCCCGGCCGCGCCCGGCGCGCACGGCAGCCAGGAGCCGGCAUCGGGCCCGGCCGCGGCGGUGAACGGUAGCCGCCUGCCCGCCGAACCGGCCGCGGCGCCCGGCAACCAUAGCGGGGCCCAGCUCAGCCCGCUGCCCGCGCUGCUCCGCGACCUCUCGGCGCUGAAGGCCGCCGUCAUCGGGGCCUGCGCCCUCACGGCCGCGCUCAUCGCCUGCCUUCUGCUGCGCGUCUUCAGGUCUGGCAAGAGGAUUAAGAAGACCAGGAAGUACGACAUAAUCACCACUCCAGCCGAGCGAGUAGAAAUGGCUCCUCUGAACGAAGAAGACGAUGAGGAUGAAGACUCGACAGUGUUUGAUGUGAAAUACAGGUAAAGCAGCUCCAUGGAACACUGGUGCCCUGCGAGAUGUCAUUCUGCUGUUGAGGGACCUGCUGAAGCCGUAACUGUGAAAGGGGAGGCUUUCAUCUCUGCAGCGUUACAACCAAACCAAGCCUCACCUCCUCAAGGUGCUGUUUGUACAGCAGGCUAUGGAUCUUCUGGCCAAAACGUCACUGUUCAGUUCCUGGUUUCCAAACUUCUGGUUUGGAAUGACCAGGGUUCUUCUUUGCAAACUCAGCUCUCUUUUGCUUUAGGAAGGCUGCACUGUCACUAAAGCCUGACAAGAUGCAGCCCUGUGUACUGACUUGCAGCUCAUUAUGGUCUAAAUAAGUUUUGCAGAAGGAAGAAGAAAAGGAAGAUUGAACCAAGCUGCCCCAAGGACUUAUUUUCUAAAAUCCUAAUUCAAUACUUCAGUCACUGUUAAACUUCGGUCAUUGUUAAACAGAUCAUGGUUAAAAAAUAUAAUCAAGAAGUCUGUGUUUCUGGGCCUUACAGAAGUGAUUUAUGACCUUAAGUGGUAAAAACGUGUAAGCCAUGCUGAAAUGCCACAUUGUAUGUUUAGUGUAGGAUUUUUGGGGGAAGAGGGUGAGAGGUUGACUCAUGUAAAACACUUUCUUGACUUGCUACUGAUUUUUUGUUUAAAACAAUUGCACUAAGCUUUCAUGAUAACAUUCUCAUUGUCCCCGAGAGCUCUGGUCAGACCAACUUCAAUAAAUGAGACCACAGGGAAAUAGGAAGAAUUGGGCAUGCCCUAAACUACAACAGUCUUGGAUUAAAGAAGAUAUAUUUUUGUAAUUUUCUGUCCUUCCACAGGGUGUGAAAACAGUGUUUUGUACUGUCCUGUGCUUACUGUAACUUGUCUACAAUUCAUCUAUAUUACCUUUUUUCUAAGCAAAAUAAGUCCUCAUGUGGAAUGAUUAGAUUGCAGAAAGAACACCUCUUACUUUUCAUGGAAGCUUCACGUAAGUGAUCUUUACGUGUAUCAAACUGGAAGUUUUCCCCUGCCGCCUGCUUGACAAAUCCCCUUUAACUCAAGGAUGCAUUUCUAAGCAUCGCUCCCUGCUGUGCUCUGUGCUGCAGAGGUCAGAGCUGUGGGUUGACGCUAUGAGAAUUAGAUUGCUGCGUCUGGAUGGAUUGGGUUUAGGAGACCGCAAGCAUGAACGCUUUCCAGGCCAUCGUUAGAAAGGGCAAACCAAACUGCUUUCAUUUCUUUGCUUUGUGGUUUUCCUUUAAAGUAACCACAAAUGCAGUUCAGGCUUCUCUUUGACAUGUUUAUUCUCUGUUUACUGCACCCCUUAACACCUUUUAUUUUGGGUUUUUAAGCUGGCUGGAACUUUGCUUUUCUUUGGGAAUGCACAUUAUCCAUUUGUUUCAGGAUUGCCCCAGUGUUUGCUUGACCCUUUUCCAGCCUCCUGCAGCUACAACCCCUCAAGGGGCUGCAGCAUAUCUGGCAAAGCACCAUCUUAGCAACAAGCUGCCAGUUUGGGGGUUUUUUUGAAGGCCAGUUGGGAUUUGAGGUUUGCUGAGAACACUGAACUGCUUUGUCAUGAUACCGCAAUGUCCACCAGCUCUGCACGGUUCCCUUGGGCCCUGCAGUUGGUAAAAGGAGGUGAAGUGGAAAUUUUUUGUCUCUCUUUCCAGCAGCCUUGUGCUUUCUUCAAAGCAACUCCCAUAACACAGCUUGCUUUCAGUUUUCAGCAGUGGCUUUGCAAACAGCCCACUCAGGCUGGCUGGAGAAAAUCCCACAGCAGAGUGGUGUGUUACUAUUAGUCAUCAAGGCAAUAUAAAAAUGCUAUGUUAUUUUCAUUCAUGGAAUGAAUUUGAGUCAUUCCGUAUUACUGUUACUAAGCAAUAUUUAAUGUCUCAGCUGCGAGGUGAGGAUGGGGUUGAGGUUGUGUCCUGGCUGGUGGGAAUUGCGGGGACCAGCAGGUUAAACGAUGCUGUGCGUUGAGAUGAGAUCUGGGACUCUUUCCCUGCCUGGGUAAAACAGGCUUCAGAUUUAAGCUGAAUGACUCUGAACAAAAUAUUGUGUUGCUUCAGGACUAAAGUGCUUUGAAGACAGAGAAUUGAACUUCUUAGGCAGACCAAGUUCUUUUGAAGACAGAGAAGUGGCGAUGCUGAGAGGAGAGAGGUUAAAAGCUGAUGUUGUAUCUGCAGAAGGUGAAGAAGGAGCGAGGUGACUGCCAUGUCUGAGCAGACACCAUGGCAACACGGUCAUGUCCACUCUUCUGCUGAACUCAUUAACCUGGGCAUCAGGCACGCUGGAGGAGUGGUGGAGAGGGGAUGAAACCUCUGUGCACGAAAGAAAGGAGAGACCAAGUUAUGUAGGAGAGAGAUGAGAGGUAAAGGUGCAUAAAAGGCACUUCUCUUUUCCAGAGGUGAGUUCUUGAAAUCAGGAGUUUUUCCACUAACUUCAGGUCACUUGCUGAGUUAGGCUGGCAAAGGCUGUGCGCUUUCUAUGUUUGUGGCUAAAAGAUCACACUAUUUCCAUAAUAUGACUAAAUAUCAAUGAUAAACAGGGACCAGGUAUUUAAGAUGCUGAAGACAGAGGUGCCCAACAGCCACCAGGAUGCUCUGGUUCCUUGGGCAGGUCCCAAACCCUGUGCCAUAAGCUAAAAAGUGCUUAUAGGGAAGCAGCAGCUGCUUGGUGGAACUAAAAGGCCAACCUCACCAGUUGCUCAUGGUCAUGAAAACAAUCUGAAUGCUUUGUUUGAUACUCAGUUGCUGUUGCAAAUGUGAGGCAAUGUUUACCUCUACAAAAGUUGCUGUAUGUGAUUUAAAGUGUCUGGUUAAAUAUUCUAUAUCUAUAUUUAGUUAAGAUUUUAAGAGCACUUGACGUGACUCAUCUAAUAGUAUAUAUAUGAAUAUUUUUUUAAUGGUAGGAAUUAGUUUAAAACAGUUUUAAUAAUAUGGACUGUUUGGUUCAGGUAGUUCUAGGAGUUCAUUGGAGAAGAAAUAGCCAUUAACCACUACAUGAAUGUUUUACCUUAACGCUCUGUGUAUCUUACACCGCAGAUUUAAUCUGCUUGUGACUGUAGUGUUUUAGUACCUGCUGCUAUUUUGUGUUGCAUAGUCAAACUUGCUUUGUUCAAGAGCAUUUUAAAAGGCGUAUUUUUUUUGUUACGGAAAAUGAAAAGACAAAUGUUAUUACAGAUGUCUGUCUGUAGCUCACUGCUUACAAAAUCAACCAACUAGUCUCAAACCAAGCAAGUGAAUUAGAGGCUUUGCUAUCUGUGCAUGCUGUGCUGUGGAGGAAAAACCCUGCGCAGAAUUGCAGCAUCUCUGCUCCAACCACAGCCCUGUCACCAGGGAUUGCAUUUGAGAGGCCAGAAGUUGGUGUGAUGUGCUUGCCUGCAGAAUAAGUCAGAAGAACACAGAUAAUUUCAUAAUUCCUCCCCCAGAAGAUGAGGAGUUAACUGCAAACACUUAUUUGCACACCAACUUGUGCCACCCUAAUGCACAUCCUAAGCCCAAACUGACUUGUAGAAGUCUACAAGCACUAAUAAAGCUUGAACACACAAGCACUAGUGCAUUUGAACAUUUUAUUUGUAACUGUUCCCUCUAAUACGCUGUAUGUGCUGUGAUCUCUGCAGGGUAGCAGGCUACCAUUUUUCAUUAAGGGUUUGUUCCUCUGCUAGAUGAGUUUCUGCUGCUGCAGUUUGUGUGUGAGGAGCUAUCAGGACCAUGUGUUUUGUUUUGUGCAGUUGCUUGAACUUUGUUUAAAAAUGUUUAAGAGAAUUUGUCAUUGUGACCAAAGCUUCUUUUUAAGAAAAAAUUAUGAGUUUGAAUGGGCUUCUCAUGUUUCAGUACAGACUUCCAUCAUUAAACAUGUUCUUGGA